This is a messenger RNA of Rhopalosiphum maidis (corn leaf aphid), 1861 nucleotides long. RefSeq lists its product as uncharacterized. The record is from RefSeq and is a predicted model, not a curated record. The transcript has 5 exons. Bases 645 to 1799 code for a protein of 384 amino acids. Lineage: Eukaryota; Metazoa; Arthropoda; Insecta; Hemiptera; Aphididae.
AAUAAAUAAUAUCUAGGGUUCGGGACUUGUUGCACUUAAAAUCAUCAAAGUAUGCUUAAAAAUAUGACGUUUAUUAUAAUUAUACAAAUAAAAAUUUUAAAAUUAGAUAGGUAAAACACUGUACAUUUUAAUGCGACUCAAUUUUCAAGCUCAAUUGAUCCCCCACUUAGUCUAUUUGGAAUUAUUACUAUCAUACCUAAAAGAUCUACUAGUUUUGUUUUUUAGUAACGGUUAUCACUGUAUAUCAGUUAUUGGUAACACUUAUGUGCACCCUUAACAUGUGACACCACCGUAAACCUGUCACCAGACCAAGGAUGCUGACUGCCCCAUUAUAGCAUAGUACCACUCCCUAGCUCAGUAGCCGCCUUUACAUAAAAACACUAUUACACAGCGCUGUUCAACGUGUUUGCGCCCUCUUCGCUUGUAUUCAAAGAUUAUAGUGACAGCUCGGUCGUUGUUCAUCGUCUGCUAUUUAACCAGAAUUCGAAAAUACCGGUAUCACAGUUGGCUGUAGUCAAAUCACAUUUUUUCUUGCAGUUGUUUGACGUACAACCAUCGCUUACUGUUAACCUAUACUCUAAGCAAAAAAUAUUACUUAAAUCGUUAAAUUAUAAAAAUACCUAAGUACCUAAUAAAUCAAAUUCAUGGCACUAACCAAGAUGGAAAAAUAUCAAUUAGUUAAUCCAGUUGACUAUAGAAUUGUCGUUGACGACAUGCAACAACCAGUUUUAAAUGAAAAUGGUGAUCUCGUUGUGAUGAACAACAAAAGCAAAAAUUGUGUGGCAGUUCCUAAUUCUGAAGACGUAUUAAAAAUGUUUGAUCUCGGGUGUCAUGAAAACUAUGAAUCAACUCCUGGGUUGCCGAAAGAUUCACCUGAAGCAAUUAUCAUGAUAGAACCUGUGAUGCCCAGUCAAAGUUCUUCAAAAUCAUAUUGCACCGACAAGGAAAAGACAUUCGACACUAAUCAACAGCUGUGGAUCACGAGAUAUUCAACGAAGAGGGAUAUCGAAGCGACCUGGAAGAUGCUGGAGCUAGUGGCUUCUAAAAAAUACCAGGAUAUGUUCAACAACCCAAAAGUGGCUAAGAAUCAGGUGUGGAAAAAUAUAUACGAGGAUCUAUUGUUGAACGGGUACAGAGUCGCGAAAACGGUGAUCGAUGGAGGCGUCAAGUGUUGUCAGAAAUGGCGCAACCUAGAGAAGAAGUACAAAAAAUAUAUCAUGAACAAGGCGAACCAAAAGUGUUUGAAACCCAAAUGCCCGCCUCUGUACUUCGAGCAAAUGGACGAAAUUCUUAAGGAGUCGGAGAAGUACUCGAAGUCCGUGAUAAUCAGGGAUGACAUGGCCGAACCCGACACGUUGGGCACUGACAGUAUUCAUCUCACGAGCGACUCGAACACGGCACUGAACGUUAUAACCUGCCCGUGCAGCCCGGGCGACGACCACUCUUACGUGGUCAAUAGUUCCGGUCACGAUUCUAAGUGCAUCAAAGUAAAACCAAUGAUAAUCAAGCGCUCGACCCUCAAUGAUGGUGAUAAUGAUAGUGAUGACCGAGGUGGUCACGUGGACGUCGGUUUGCCGUGUUCGUCGUCGUCAUCCCGUCAACAUCGUCGCGUCCAACGAUCAGCCGCAAUGGAACAUAUACUGCAACAGUUGAUCCACAUGCACAAGGAUAUGAUGGCCAUGUUCGAUGAGCACUUCACCAGGAUGGAGGACCUGAUAGAGGAAAACGUGGCACAGAGCAAGCGGCUGGCCGACAUCAUGAGUCAGUUUUCGCAGGCUGAUGACCGACCGGGACAAUGAAAAGAAAAAUUAGUUAUACUAAUCGCAAUUGUAUUUUUAUUUAUUUUUGUCCUUGGAAUUGU